Messenger RNA from Serpula lacrymans var. lacrymans S7.9, 1452 nucleotides. RefSeq lists its product as uncharacterized. The record is from RefSeq and is a predicted model, not a curated record. Gene Ontology annotation, molecular function: ATP binding; microtubule motor activity; microtubule binding. Lineage: Eukaryota; Fungi; Basidiomycota; Agaricomycetes; Boletales; Serpulaceae. The transcript is spliced from 8 exons. Gene Ontology annotation, biological process: microtubule-based movement. The coding region runs from base 1 to 1395 and encodes 464 amino acids.
AUGGAUAUCAAUAAGCGUGAUAGGCAGAUCAGGGAACUUAAUGAAGACCUGCGCAUUGCUCGAGGUGAUCUAGAAAGAGAACGAGAAUCUGUCUCAUCUCUCAAAUCUACGCUAUCCCACCAAUCCACCGCUCAUCUUAGCCUGACUACUCAAGUCAGUGCCUUGAAUGCCCAGAUUGCUGCUGUUCAGUCCCAGCUCGAUGUUGCUACAUCCACAACCUCUCAGCGUACUUUAGAUCUCGGGUCUGCACAAAAACGUAUUACGGAGCUGGAACAAGAUGCCCGCCAAUGCGAAAGCAUUCGCAGAAAGCUGCAUAACAUGGUACAGGAGCUGAAGGGAAACAUACGCGUUUUUUGUCGUGUUCGACCUCUUUCAGGCGACUCAGCUGCUGAUAUAUCAUAUCCGGACCGAAGGGAUCAUAAAGAAAUUGUUCUAUAUUCAUCUAGCUCUAGUGCUAUGGGCCAGGAGAGAAAAGAGGUGUAUAACUUUAACUUUGAUCGAGUUUUUGAACCAGAGUCUACCCAAGCUGAUGUUUUUGAGGAGAUUUCUCAGCUAGCCCAGAGUUGCACGGACGGCUACAAUGUUUGUAUCUUUGCCUAUGGUCAAACGGGGUCCGGCAAAUCUCAUACAAUGGAAGGAGGAUCAACUAAUACCACUUCGGGGAUGAUUCCUCGCGCUGUCGAACAAGUUUUUAGAGUUACAGAAGAACUGAAGACCAAAGGCUGGGAGUACACAAUGGAAGGUCAAUUUUUGGAAAUUUAUAAUGAGGCUAUCAAUGAUUUACUCGGAAAAGGUGAAUUCGAUAAGAAAAAACACGAGAUCAAACACGACAAAAAUGGGACCCGUGUUACAGACACUAACGUCGUUUCCCUUCGUUCACCUAACGAAGUCCGCUCUAUUCUUGCUCUAGCCAAUUCGCGGCGCACAGUAGCUGCGACGUUGAUGAAUGAAAGAUCGUCGCGCUCGCACUCUGUGUUUACCCUACGGAUAUCCGGCUCAAACCAGCAUACAGGAGAGCAGUGUGAAGGAUGUUUAAAUUUGGUGGACCUUGCGGGUAGCGAGAGGCUGAAUUCGAGCGGCGCUGCUGGUGACAAGGAAAGACUAAAGGAAACACAGAGUAUAAACAAAAGCCUCAGCGCCCUGGGAGAUGUAAUAGCAGCGCUUGGAGAAAAGGGGGAGAAAGGAGAGAAGCAUAUUCCGUAUAGAAAUUCUAAGCUUACAUACCUCUUGCAGAACUCGCUGAGUGGAAAUUCCAAGACACUAAUGAUUCUGAACCUUUCACCUCUGGCAGCCCAUUUGAAUGAGUCUCUGACUUCGUUACGAUUUGCGACCAAGGUAAUAAUACGACCAUUGGAACUGCUAAGAAGCAACUGCGUGCAUCUAGUUGAUCUUUGAUAAUAAUUGGACAGGUGCUGUCGAGCUGUCGUAUUUUACACCCCUACAUUCUGUAGC